AAUGAAGUGCUUCCGAUGUCAGGUUUCCACAACGCAUGCGUGUCAACUGGAAAUUGAGCGCUCGAUUUGCCAUACAGCGUCUACCUUUUUGCCCGUAGCAUCUCCCGCGGUCACUCCGCCCGCGGUUUGCUAAGGACCGCACGUGUAGAAAACAAGCGCCCACGGCCAAGCUAGCUAGCCGGUAAGUUAGCGAACCUCUAUCUCGGUUUGACAUGGCGGACGGUGGCGGUAACUGUGCGGGAAGCCUUCCACCGGGAGACCCGCAGCUCAUCGGUAUGAUCGUGGAGCAUCUGAAGAACCGGGGGCUUUUUGACGAGUUCCGUCGGGACUGUCUCGCCGACGUUGAUACGAAGCCUGCCUUUCAGAACCUGCGGCAGAAAGUUGACAACUACGUCACGUCGCACCUGAGCACGCAGGACUGGAACCCGUCCAUCAACAAGAACCAGAUGAGGAACGGACUGAGACAAAGUGUGGUUCAAUCGGGUAUGCUGGAGUCUGGUGUGGAUAGGAUCAUCACUCAGGUCGUCGACCCCAAGAUGAACCACACUUUCCGGCCGCACAUAGAAACUGCUAUCCAUGAUUUCUUGUCAGGGGAAAGGAGGGAGGAGAACGCCUUGGGUUGUAACUCUGCACCGUCUGAGCAGUCAGAACUACAGGAGGCACCGUCCGCUUCUGGCCCCAAAACCCCUAAACAAGUCUCAACUAUAAAGCUUUGGUCUGUGCGAAGCAUGCCGUCGAACCUGUCCGCUGUGUUUGUUCUGCUCCUGGCCUGUCAACCGGUGCUGACCGUGGAUCUGCAUGAUCUCCAUGAGAAACAAGCGAGCCAAGUCAAAAAGCGCCUUUCUCUGCAGAGCACAGCGGAGAUUCAGAGUUGCCUGGUGAGUUCAGGGGAUGUCGGCUGUGGGACGUUUCAGUGUUUCAACAACAACUCCUGUGAAAUUCAAGGGCUGCACCACAUCUGUCUCACUUUGCUGCACAACGCCGGGCGCUAUGACUCACAGGGAAAGUCAUUUGUGAAGGAAGCGCUGCGCUGCAUGGCGCUGGGACUGCGGCAGCGCUUCAGCUGUGUCAGCCGCCGGUGCUCAGCGGUAAAAGAGAUGGUGUUCUCGCUCCAGAGAGAGUGCUACUCCAAACACCAGCUCUGCCUGGCGCCACGAGACCACAUGGAUACCAUGGGCAACCUGGUCCAGUUCCACCUGAUGUUUCCCCCGGGACCGUAUGUGGAACUGAUGAACUUCCUGUUGAAGUGUGGAGACACGGUCGGGUUGUGGGUCGGCCAGCGGCUGCGCAGGCAGUGCGAGCAACACUGGGGGCCCCUGUGCAGCAGCUUCGGCAGCACCUGCUCUCACAGCCAAGCAGACGCGCUGCAGCACACCACUGCUCCCCCACCCACCGCGUCCACCGCGUCCUGGCCGAGCACCAAUCAAGGGCCCCCGCAGCAGCCGACCAGAGUGGCCGAAGCAGAGGACAGCAACGGACCGAGUCGGAUCGACAACGCAACUGAAUUUGGUCUUGUGUCUGAGAAAUCCAAUGCUACGGCUUUUUAAACAGGGUACACAAAGGUCAUGCACUUAUUAGUAGUAGUAGUCGUAGUUUAUAGUCUUAUUGCUGGUGAAAGCAAUGUAACAUAACUUAUUUAACUCUGUUGGGUAUCUGUGCUAUAUUAUUAUUUUUUACAUUUUACUUUAUACAAGGAUGAAAACCAUGCAUCUACCUCUCUUCAACGUCACAGUAAACCACAGUGGGCCGUGACAAAACACGAGUAAACACAACAGGGAAUAUCUCAAGUGCAGCUGAUUGCUCAAAGUCAGUAUUUUACCUAUUUAAAUCAGUUUUUGUAUUUAUGAGUAUUGUUUUAUUAUGCACCGUGAAGUGGACAUGCUAUCAAACAUCAUCUUGUAGAUAGUCAGGGUUCAUUCAGUCUG
Cyclopterus lumpus (lumpfish) is the source of this 1925-nucleotide messenger RNA. Its product is annotated as stanniocalcin-2-like. The transcript is spliced from 7 exons. Lineage: Eukaryota; Metazoa; Chordata; Actinopteri; Perciformes; Cyclopteridae. The record is from RefSeq and is a predicted model, not a curated record. Bases 213 to 1547 code for a protein of 444 amino acids. Gene Ontology annotation, molecular function: hormone activity. Gene Ontology annotation, cellular component: extracellular region.